CCGACACCCUUCCCACUAGUCUUUGUUACCACUGACCUCCAAGAUCUCUUCUUGCUAUGCCAGACCGCAUCAUAGGCGGCUUUGACGCACUCCUUGCUGCUGUCGUUAUCGGUUUUGCACUCAGAAGUUACUUUGCGAAGCCGAAGCUGCCUCGUGGUGUGCGACUUCCACCAGGUCCGGCUCCGCUUCCGUUCCUGGGCAAUGUUCUAGCAAUCGAUGUGAGUACGCCUUGGGUUACUUACAAGACAUGGGGCAAUCAAUACGGCGAUUUGAUCUAUACCCGGCUUUUUGGCCAGGAUAACAUUAUUAUCAACUCUGAAGAAAUUGCAAGAGAACUCCUCGAAAAUAGGUCACACAACUACUCUGACCGGCCAGAGUUGGCAACCAGUGAACUAUUUGGCGUUGACUGGACUACUGCAUUCAUGCGGUACAGCAGCAGAUGGCGGAUUCAGCGAAAAAUCAUCCAGCAGUCCUUCCGCCAAGAUGUAGUACCUGAAUUCCGGCCUAUACAAGUUGCAAAAUCUCACGAACUGCUAUUAAACAUGCUUGAGGAUCCUUCGAACUACCCCAAACACCUUGACGUGUUGGCGGGUUCAGUCAUCAUGUCUACUGUGUACUCGUAUGAAGCAGCACGCCAUGAUGAUGACAUGAUUGAGCGUGCAACACACGCCCUUGAACUCUCAAUGAAAGAGAUGAGACCUGAGGUAGUUGCGGUAUUCUGUGCUUUCCCGUCCCUUCUACGCCUCCCGUCUUGGCUACCUGGCAUGCACCUCAAGAGAGUUGCGCCUUUGAUCAAGAGAUUGAUGAGGGAAAGCUUGGAGUUUCCAUUUGCGUUCACCGAGCGUGGCCUGGCUACAGGAUCCGUGUCUUCUUGCAUGGUCGUUGACCAUUUGCAGAAGCUCGAUGAAAGCAACACCGAUAUAACCUCGCAGAAGGAAGCGCUAAAGGAAUCUGCAGCAACCGUUUUUGGGGCUGGAACUGAGACGACAGCGGCUGUGUUGAUGAACUUCAUCCUUGUGAUGAUUCUCUAUCCAGACAUCCAAGAGAAAGCACAAAAACUUAUUGAGAACGUGGUUGGCUCAAAGAGACUGCCGACGUUCCAGGAUCGUCCAUCGUUAUCCUACAUCGAUGCCAUUUUGCGCGAGUGCCAGCGGUGGCGCCCAGUGUUCCCCCUAGCGAUCAUGCAUGCUACCGUCGACAGCGACAUUUACAAUGGUUUCUAUAUACCCAAAGGCGCUACGAUCACUCCGAAUAUUUGGGCAAUGUGUCACAACGAAGCGAAAUACCCCAAUCCGGAUGAAUUCAACCCUGAUCGGUUCCUCAAUGCGGACGGUACUCUGACAGACGAUGCCGUGAGUUUCGUCUGGGGAUUCGGACGACGUAUAUGCCCUGGUCGCUUCCUUGCCGAAGUUUCUUUAUGGUCUGCAGCUGUCGGCUUGCUCUCGGUGUUCAAAUUCGAAAAGGCCAAAGAUGAGAAUGGGAGAGAGAUCGAGGUUAUUCCGGGUUGGCAUGGAGGGCUUAGUGUGAGGCCCAAUCGAUUCCCUUGCAGUAUCACUCCUCGUGAUGCGAGCAUGGAUGUCUCGGCUUUGCAGCAUUUGAUCCGAGUAUCUGUUUAACUUGCCCGGCUUUAUUUAGAUGAGCACGAGGGAAGGGUGUAAUAGCAUCCUCCCGUUGCGUUAUUGAAUGUCAUUGUUCGUUGCCCUACUAUAUACAUGGUUUGUCUGUUCCAAGGUAUGAGUGCCACGGAAUGGCGACCAGGAAGACGCUCUCGGGAACUGCCGCAGCGUUUUGCAUUGAGCCGCCAUUAAUAUUGUUCUGUCAGUGAACCCAAUUCAGGCGUGUGUAAUGUGUCCAUCACCACGGAGAAGCCAC
Molecule: messenger RNA, 1872 nt
Organism: Suillus clintonianus
Lineage: Eukaryota; Fungi; Basidiomycota; Agaricomycetes; Boletales; Suillaceae
Product: cytochrome P450
Exons: 12
Coding region: 57-1616 (519 amino acids)
Molecular function (GO): iron ion binding; monooxygenase activity; heme binding
Source: RefSeq, a predicted model, not a curated record